This is a messenger RNA of Arachis ipaensis, 1320 nucleotides long. RefSeq lists its product as uncharacterized. NCBI's taxonomy places the organism in Eukaryota, Viridiplantae, Streptophyta, Magnoliopsida, Fabales, Fabaceae. The record is from RefSeq and is a predicted model, not a curated record.
AUGAAAGAUUAUACAAUCCGCAGAGGUGUGGAUUAUUGGGUGCAUGAGUCAGAACCGACGACAUUCUAUGCUAAAUGCACCCAGUAUAGUGCAAGAUGUGAUUGGCUGAUUAGGGUGAGCAAAAUGUCCAGAAAGUUCUGUUGGGAGAUAAGGAGGUACAAUGGUAGUCACAUCUGUACUAGGGCCACCAUUUCUCAAGAUCAUUCGAAGCUGGAUUCCAACACAGUUGCAGAAGCAAUAAAGCCAUUGGUAGAAGCUGACCCGUCUAUUAGGGUGAAAUCAGUGAUUGCGGAAGUACAGUCAAAGUUUAACUACACCAUUAGUUAUCGCAAAGCAUGGUUGGCAAAACAGAAGGGAGAUGACUUGGUUCCUAAUAUUCGUGUGCUACACCGAGUCUUCUGGAGUUAUUACCCUUGUAUUAGAGCCUUCAGACAUUGCAAGCCAAUAGUGCAGGUAGACGGAACUCAUUUGUAUGGAAAAUACAAGGGUUGUUUGUUGGUUGCAGUCUCACAGGAUGACAACAACAACAUCGUGCCGAUUGCAUUUGCGAUAGUUGAGGGAGAGACAUAUGAGGCUUGGCACUUUUUUCUGAGUAACUUGCGACAGCAUGUUGUGACACGUGACGGUGUGGGUCUUAUCUCUGAUCGACACGAUUCCAUUAGGUCUGCUAUUGCUCGUUACUCGCAAACAGUUCGCGAGUACGAGACGCGUUAUCAGCGUUUACGUGAGCGGGGUGAGGCUUAUACCAACUGGUUGGAUCGAAUUCCGCGUGAGCAAUACGCUUUAGCAUUUGAUGGGGGAUAUCGAUGGGGUCAUAUGACAACCAAUCUAGUAGAAUGCAUCAACUCGGUACUGAAAGGGGCUCGCAAUCUUUCAGUCACUGCACUUGUUAAGGCAACAUUUUACAGGCUUAAUGAAUUGUUCACCCAAAAAAGAGCCGAGACUGAGGCUCGAAUUAAUGCAGGACAUGUGUUCUCUGAGCUUGUAACCUCCAAACUACAUGCAAAUCAGCGGGCAGCAGGUAACAUCCAAGUGAGUUGCUUUGACCGACAGAAUGAGGUAUUCGAAGUGCGUGAGUGUCCUAGUGGUGUGGAGUAUGCAGUGGACCUCCGUCAACAACGGUGUGACUGUGGUGAGUUCCAAGUUGACCGGCUCCGUGUCGACAUGUGUUUGCUUGUUGUGCAAACCAACGUCUUGAUUGGCAACUGUAUGUACAUGAUGUCUACAAGAUGGAACAGGUUCGACGAGUGUACAGGGCUAGGUUUAGGCCACUCGGGAAUCCAACAACAUGGCCUGUUUAUCAUGGACCUCGAUUCGUAG